Messenger RNA from Didymodactylos carnosus, 948 nucleotides. Lineage: Eukaryota; Metazoa; Rotifera; Eurotatoria; Philodinida; Philodinidae. The record is from the annotation of a GenBank genome assembly.
AUGCCUCCACAAUUCAACAUUGAUGAUUUUAUGCGAUUAAGUAAAGUUGGAGAAGGAACGUAUGGUAUUGUUUAUAAAGUCCGUCAUAUUCCAACAAACCAAAUCUAUGCAUUAAAAAAAAUUAGGUUGGAAGGUGAAGAUGAUGGUGUUCCUGCAACAGCUAUUCGUGAAAUAUCAAUAUUGAAAGAAUUACGUCAUCAAAAUAUUGUACAAUUACGUGAUGUUAUAUUAACUGAUGCACGCCUUUAUCUAAUAUUUGAAUAUUUAGCUAUGGAUUUGAAAAAGUAUAUGGAUUGUCUCGGUGCUGAAGAAAUGGAUUCUGAUUUGAUUAAAAGUUAUAUGCAUCAGAUAAUUGAUGCGUUGUUGUUUUGCCAUUGUCGACGUAUUAUCCACCGAGACUUAAAACCACAAAAUCUAUUAGUUGAUGGGAAAGGAAUCAUUAAAUUGGCUGAUUUUGGAUUAGCUCGUGCAUUUAGUGUUCCAUUAAGAAUUUAUACACAUGAAGUUGUCACACUAUGGUAUCGUGCUCCUGAAGUUUUAUUAGGUGCUGCACGUUACUCAUGUCCAGUUGAUGUUUGGUCAAUCGGUUGCAUCUUCGCUGAAAUGUAUACUAAACGUCCAUUAUUUCAUGGCGAUUCUGAAAUCGAUCAAUUGUUUCGGAUAUUCAGGACAUUAGGUACACCAUCAGAUGAGGUAUGGCCAGGCGUUGUUAGUUUACCAGAAUUUAAAAGUACAUUUCCAAGAUGGAAAAAUAAUGAAUUAGUAACAUUAUUAAGAGAUCGUAUGGAUGAUGAUGCAUUGGACCUUUUAUUGAAAAUGUUAGUUUAUGAUCCUGUUCGACGUGUAUCAGCCAAACAAGCAUUACAACAUCCCUAUUUCGCUGAUUUUGAUCCAAAAGUAUUACCAUUACCUGUGGCAGUCACAAUUCCAGUUGUUAAAGAUGAAUAA